Drosophila elegans is the source of this 2092-nucleotide messenger RNA. RefSeq names its product myogenesis-regulating glycosidase (gene tobi). The transcript has 2 exons. Gene Ontology annotation, biological process: carbohydrate metabolic process. Gene Ontology annotation, molecular function: hydrolase activity, hydrolyzing O-glycosyl compounds. The coding region runs from base 41 to 2020 and encodes 659 amino acids. The record is from RefSeq and is a predicted model, not a curated record. Lineage: Eukaryota; Metazoa; Arthropoda; Insecta; Diptera; Drosophilidae.
GCCAGCUGCCCGGCAGUUGAUUUUUGUGCAGCGGACGAAAAUGAUGUUUAUUGCAGUAGUACCUAGCCUGCUGUUGGCAUUUUGCUGCCUCUGGGAGGCAGUAUACACUUGCGCCAGCAUUGAGCAGCGUUACAAGUUCCCAAACAGCAAUAUCUAUGUGCGAUUGAGGCGCGGUGAUAAGUUGCAGUUUGAGCUGAUGAAGGGCGAGAAGAGCCUGCAAACAGUGACCUUCGACAACUUUGAGAGCAGUGCCAAUUUGGUGGAAACCAGCAGUGGUGGCUACACUUUAACCGAUGGCACCAACACAAUAGAGUUCACACUGGUUAAAAACGCCGUUGUUUCCGGCACAGGCAGUGAGAUCACCCAUGUGAAAGUGUCCCGAGAUCAGGUGCUGCAGGGAAGCCAGCCCAGGGAUUGUUUCCCCCUCAAAACCGGCUCCACUCACUGGUUCAGUGGUCCGGAGCAAAAGCAGCACUAUUGGCCUGUGGAGCGGCAAAGGCACAGCAACUACUCCUAUUUGCCCAAGGAGCUGGACAACUUUGGAGUGGGUGAACGCUAUUGGCUGAACGGCGAUGGCGUUUUCCUUUAUGUGGAAAGCAAUACGCCGCUGUUUAUUGAUCAAAAUACGGCGGACUAUCCGGAUCAGUUGUGUCUGAGUGCCACCAGUGCACUGCCCUAUGAUCCCCGGGUCACGUCUGCCAAAUUUGUGUACCACAUUGCUGUGGCCAAGGAUGCCAAGGCAGCUCACAAAUAUGCCGUGAAGACUUUCCAUGGACAACCCACCGGCCAUCCCGAUGAGCGAAUGGUCAUGCAUCCCGUUUGGUCCACUUGGGCCCUCUACAAAGCGGAGGUUUCCGAUGAUGUGGUCCGUGACUUUGCCAAGCAGAUCCUGGACAAUGGCUUCAACAACAGCCAGCUGGAAAUCGAUGAUGAUUGGGAGGAUUGCUAUGGGGCCAUGACAUUCAGGAAGAACAAGUUCCCCGAUAGCAAAACCUUGACGGAUGACCUCAAGGCUUUGGGUUUCCGUGUGACCCUGUGGAUUCAUCCAUUCAUCAACAACAACUGCACGGCUAUUUACGAGGAGGCCAAGUCCCUGGGCUACUUGGUGCUGGAUCACGAGGGAAGUUCCGAUACCCAGUGGUGGAACAGCAAGCCCAAGGAUGCGGCCAUUCUGGAUUUCACCAAGCCGGAGGUUCAGGCCUGGUUCAGCAAGCGUUUGAAGCGACUGCAGGAUGAGGAUGGCAUCGAUAGCUUCAAGUUUGAUGCCGGAGAGACCAGUUGGCUGCCCAGUGACCCGGUGCUGCAAGCCAGCAGUUCCAUGGUGACUCCGCUCCAGGCGGUGGGCGACUAUGUGCGAACUGUGGCUGCUUUUGGAGAUAUGGUCGAGGUGCGUUCGGCCCAGAAUACCCAGGAUCAGCCUAUCUUUGUGCGCAUCGUGGACAAGGAUUCGGAGUGGGGCUGGAACAAUGGCCUGCUCACGCUGAUCUCUUCGAUGCUGCAAAUGAACCUCAAUGGUUAUCCCUUCGUGCUGCCUGAUAUGAUUGGCGGUAAUGGCUACUACGAGAAGCCACCAACUAAGGAGCUUUUCCUGCGCUGGUUGCAGGCCAAUGUCUUCAUGCCCGCCCUGCAGUUCUCCUUUGUGCCCUGGAACUUUGACGCCGAGGCCAUUGAGAUCAGCAAGAGCUUCACCGCCCUCCAUGCUAAGUACACGCCCUACAUCAUGAAGCUCUUCAAGCGAGCCGUGGAUUCGGGAGAGCCUGUGAAUGCCCCACUCUGGUGGAUCGCCCCCACCGAUGAGGUGGCGCAGUCCAUCUACGAUGAAUUCCUACUGGGCGACGACAUUAUCGCUGCUCCCAUUGUGGUUGAGGGAGCCACCAAGCGGGACAUUUACCUGCCGGAGGGCGAGUGGAAGGAUGGCAAUAGCGACCAGACGUACAGUGGACCCACCUGGGUGAUGGACUACGCCGCUCCCUUGAACACACUGCCCUACUUUGUGCGUGUGGGAUUCCAGCUGGAGUAAAGCAAUUUUGGCUCUCUAACAUUUAAAUAUUUUUCUCCAAAAAAAAAGCGAACAAAACUUUAUAGAAGAAAA